Molecule: messenger RNA, 2203 nt
Organism: Pimephales promelas (fathead minnow)
Lineage: Eukaryota; Metazoa; Chordata; Actinopteri; Cypriniformes; Leuciscidae
Gene: lrpap1
Product: low density lipoprotein receptor-related protein associated protein 1
Biological process (GO): negative regulation of very-low-density lipoprotein particle clearance; negative regulation of receptor internalization
Cellular component (GO): endoplasmic reticulum-Golgi intermediate compartment; rough endoplasmic reticulum lumen; cis-Golgi network
Molecular function (GO): heparin binding; lipase binding; receptor antagonist activity
Source: RefSeq, a predicted model, not a curated record
UAGAACUUCAAUACCCAUGAUGCACUGCGAAGCUGGAAGUUCAGGCAUGUGAAUGCAGUAUGAUUCUCGUAGUAGCGCUUCCUGAAUAGAGCUACAGAUGCUCAUGAAAACAUUACACAUUUACGUUUUUAUUUACUAAUUCGCUUCUUGUGUGUCAGAAUGAAAAUGCAGUUUAUAAUUUUGAUUUCGUUGUUUGUUAUUGGAGCAAUGGCGGGUAAGUACUCGAAAGAAAUGAAUGAACAAAACAAGGCAUCUGAUAAAAACAAUAAUCAGGUGGAAUUCAGGAUUGCCAAACUUAAUCAGAUCUGGGAAAAGGCGUUAAGGAUGCAGCUUGCACCGGUGAGGCUGUCAGAACUGCACAGUGACUUGAAGAUUCAGGAGAAAGAUGAACUUCAGUGGAAAAAACUGAAAGCAGAAGGUUUGGACGAGGAUGGAGAGAGAGAAGCCAAGCUCAGACGCAAUUUUAGUAUUAUUCUGGCAAAGUAUGGAAUGGAUGGGAAAAAAGACACCCGCACAUUGGACAGCAACAGGCUGAAAGAUCAUGAUUUUAAAGAGGGAGAGACAUUUGAUGACCCAAGGCUGGACAAGCUGUGGAACAAGGCCAAGUCUUCCGGAAAGUUCUCUGACGAGGAACUCCAGACCCUUCAGAGAGAAUUCAAGCACCACAAAGACAGAAUCAAUGAGUAUAACAUUGUCAUGGACACUGUCAGCAGGACUGAAGAGAUCCAUAAGAAUGUAAUAAGUCCUCUGGAGGGCGAAGUGAAGGAACAUGUUCUCCAUCAGAAACAUGCAGAUCUGAAGCAGAGAAUGAGGGACCUCAACCAAGGCUUUGAACGACUCCGCAAGAUCACCCAUGAGGGUUACAGUGAUGACAGUGAAUUUAAGGAGCCAAGAGUCAUAGAACUUUGGGAAAUGGCAAAACGGUCUAAUCUGAGUGAAGAUGAACUUGAUUCUCUUAAAGAGGAACUUAAACAUUUUGAAACAAAGGUGGAGAAGCACCAGCACUAUCAGGAGCAGCUGGAACUGUCCCAUCAGAAACUGAAGCAUGUGGAAGCCCUGGGAGACGAAGAUCAUAUCAUGAGAAAUAAAGAGAAAUACAACACUCUUGCUGAGAAAGCACGAGAAAUGGGCUACAAGAUGAAGAAACACUUGCAGGAUUUGACUAAUAAGAUUUCCCGAAAUGGAUUGCAACACAAUGAACUCUGAGCACUUCUGUUAGCUACAAUUAUUCAUUGGUCACAUAUGCUGGAGUUAUAAAGGUAGGGCAUAAUGUACACAAAUUUAACGUUUCCAUUGCGAAGCAAAUGGACUAUUUGGUAAAUUCUGAUUUUAUUUUUAUGUUACUGUGAGUAGUGAUCAGGUCUGCUUUUGUUGCUCAUUUCCCAUUGAAUGUCUUUACAGCAAAUGACUACGUGGUGAUUUAUCCAGCAAGCUUACAGUAUGUCAUCCACACUCUAUUGUGGCAAAAUUAGUUUAUGACUCAAUUUGUUAAGGACAGCAAACGCGCACAGAAACGUGUAACAUCCCACAAAUGUGGGUGCAAAAGAAUUGAACAUUCAUCUACAAGAUAUCUGCAUGGCAUCUCUUUCACACAUGAAAAAGCUCUCAAAGUUUUUAAUAUAAAAUUAAGCAUUCAUUUUAAUAAUUCUUAUUUUUUAUUCCCCAGUCCUGAGCAUCCUAAGAUUUAAAGGUUGCAAAAUAAAACCCCUUAAUGAACAAUGGUGCACAGGCUUGCUUUAAUAUUACUUCUAUUAACAGCUAAAAUUUAUCAGGAAAAAAAGUGUGCUUCGGUGGAGAAAGAGCAGCCGAGCUCACGCACUACAUUACUUAUUUUUGACAAGGCAGACCUUGAGUCAAACAUAAUCUGAAUCAUUAAAUAGCAAUGCGUACAGGGUACAUUUCUAUGAUUGGUAGACUUGAUCCAACAUCCUCACUGUUUAAACAGUUCCAUCAGGUAUACACCGUCAUAAAAUUUAGAUUUGUCAUAAAAAUUGUAAUAUAAAUUCCACAUUAAUUCUUUAAUCUAUGACACUGUCAUUACUAAUCUAACAAGUUUGUGAUUUAAAAUCUUCCUAUUCAUACAAAUCCUAUAAUCCAGCAUUGUAAUGAACUGUCAGGAAUGUGAUCUCCGUAAAUAAUAGGAUUGCUUUUGUACAAGUGCACAUUUCAUUUUGCAAAUUUCAUAAUAAAACAAACUGCCCGA